Amoebophrya sp. A120 is the source of this 29447-nucleotide messenger RNA. NCBI's taxonomy places the organism in Eukaryota, Dinophyceae, Syndiniales, Amoebophryaceae. The record is from the annotation of a GenBank genome assembly.
AUGCAGCAGCAACCAGACAAAGAAGUCAAAAACAUUUUUUUCGUGUUAGCAAUAACUAAGUACGUUCUGCGUGUUGUAGCUCCAACAUGAUGCGAGAUGAACCUGCUCAUCAAGAAGAACCAGAACGGGACUCUGCGCACAACGUAGUUGCAGUUGUAUCUCCAACCGUCGAUGAGCAGCGUGAUGAACAUGUUGGCCGCAGGAGCGUGCGCUGCUCGGUUGGGCGCCACGCAACGCGCGGUCCCCUUGCCGGGCAAGGCCAAGGGCGCUAGGCCCCGGCCUCUUCCACCCGGCCCUGUGCCGGGCGGGCGGAGCGUCUUUGCAGUGCUAAUGAGGCGCGCCCUUGGCGGGGGCAAGCAGGCUGGUGCCUGUGUGGCGCCGGCCCCCAAUUUUGUUAUUGCGCCCCCCUCGCCGGUGCGGCUGUCCCACGGGCUACACACCGGUGGGCCAACCUGUCCUGGUGCCGAAGCGCCGCGCCGUUUUUUUUUCUUACGCCAAGCCCCCCCGGUGCCGAUGUUGUUGCGCCGCUUAGCGACCUUCUCCCAAAUGUGUUCGGCAUUGGGCAGGGCGCGUCGGCUUGCGUCGUCUUGGUUGGUUCUGCGCAGUCGGCUUGGCGGUGCGCCCUUGGAGAGGCCCCUCCAAGCGGGCUGCGCGCGGCCUUGCCUGGUGUUGGACAUGCGAGCCCCCCGCCCCGAAGGCGGGCGAAGGGCGGGCUGUUGUUUGUAUGCCUGCGGCCGUGCCGCCCCACAGGCAUGGCAAGCUCCGUCCCCGCGGGGGGCCCCGGCCCGGCUGUGCGGGGCCACGGCCCCCGGCGGUACGCGCGGCGGCUUCUCUUUCGGUGUGCCGGCCGAGGCGCAAAAACACCAAAGACAGAGCCGGGGAGAAACGCUGCGGCCGCCGGCCCAAAGGAGGUGGCCCCCGGCCGCCCGGCCCCAACAAUGCGCAACCCCGCCGGGGCAGCAGAAAUAUUCGCGAGAAGGCCGCAGGCGGCGCAAGCAGCCGCGCUGCCUUUUUUCAUUCGGAAGAUAGAGGCGGGCGGGGGUAGCGCCGGAGCCGCAACAUCUCGCGCCCGCGCCUGUAGCAUUCCCAAGCCCACGCGGCCCGGGCGCAUCGCAAAGCGGCUCGGCCCCCGGCCCCGCGCCACCUAGUGCGCCGCGAAGGCAGGGGGGCGGGAAGAAACAUGGCGGGGGGCGCCCAGGAAACUCACAAAGGCAGGUGCGGAAUUGGGAGCGAAAGGGUGCCCGGCCCGCGGAAUCUCUUCGGCUGUGCGCCUCGAAGCGGCACCGCCGUCGGCCGGAGUGCUCGGCAUCGCCUGGGCCCCGGGCGCCUUGCUUGGCCCGGCCGUUGAUUCUCGGCGGGGCGUCGCGCGCCGGCGCCGCCCCGGGACAAGAUGGCGCGCGAAACGGUGGGCCCGUGCUGCAGGCCGCGCAACUUCAGGAAUGGGGGCGCAGCCUGCGGCAAUUGCUGCGGCUUUUUAAUCACCCCUGAGUUGUGUUUUCAGGGUGAUGCCACGGCUGGCUUUUGGUCGCAAGCCAGGUAGCUGAAGCGCCGCGACUGCCUUCGAAUGGUUCGGGCCCGGAGGUCUCGGAUAGGUUCCAGAGUCCUCGGAGUUGCGGCAUUUUUUGCCGCGGAGGGGCUGUGCUUUGGCGCGUCAUUUUUGUGGGCUCCCGGCGCGGUCGAAAAUCGGUUUUGUAAAUCGCAUUUUGAAAAUGCUUUUUCAGUUUUUUGUUUCAAAAAAUCGAAAAACGAAAAUGCGCGUUUUGUAUUUUGUUAUAGCAUAUCGAUGAGCAGCGUGAUGAACAUGUAAUGUUGGCCGCAGGAGCGUGAUGAACAUGUUGGCCCAAGAAAAAAGACCCCCAGAACACGACCAACCCAUCAAAUGCAACUAGAUGAACCACUCUCCACGACCUGAAGCGAUUUUAUUCUGCAUCAGCACAUUUUUUUAUUUUGUUAAAAAUACUGUGUAGUUUGUUUAAUUUUCCCUUCUUUCACACGCCUCGGAGUGCGACAUCUUCGCUGUCGGAAGUAAGCUGCAUCCUUUUGAAAAAAGAAAAAACUGGUGAGCGAAACGAUAAAAAACAAAAACAUUACGCGAGCUUUGCACGCGACACUGAAGUCUUUUCUUGAACAAAAAAACAGCUUUUAUUUUCUUUGGCAGGCAACAGUUGUGCUUUAUUUUGCAGACUACAGUCAAAUAAUUUCAUCUUCUUCUUCUCCAUCGUCGCAUCCUCUUCCAGUCCGUCGGUCGUCCUUGCUUUUUUAAAUCCCCUCUGCACUUUGGCGUUAGGUUUUGUACAUUCACGUUCACGCUCAGAAUCCGGAAGAAUAAUUCCAAUUUCAGUUUACGGGUGGGUGGAAGAAAUUCAUGGAGGCGAUGGUGUAGGGUCGUCGGCUGUACUGCAGAAUCGGGUCGGGUUGGAAAUCGGUACAAUGAUGCAUGUCGGAAGAGUUGCGUUAUCGGUUCGUAAAAAACAAAUCUUCCUUUAUUUCCCCCGCGUACUCUCGAUCCGGUUCGUCGAAACAAAACUUCAACUUCCACACUUACAUCUUCGUUUUCGUUUGCAUCGUGUUCUCGCCAUCGUGUACUUCAGAUAUGUCGUCAGUGCUUGCCGUACCAUCGCACUUUAAAUGUUUACCUGGAUCGCGUUUUAACUGGGAUAUAACUAGAACUAGCUCGAGGACUAGUCGCAAACGAUGAAAGAACUGCAAGAACAGUUUUCAUCGCCCGCGGAAGGGUUUCGAAGACGAAAAUUGUGUCGCGCGGCUGGUUAGGCUUUCGCGCUGGUUAGGUUUUCGCGCACGCAUUUGGUUACCAAUAUCGCCCUCCGGGCGCGACCUUCAUAUCUCCAACCGUCGACGAGCAGCGUGAUGAACAUGUUGGCCGCAGGAGCAGCAAUUCCUGCACCGUUGGCCGCAUGCAAAUGAGUAUUGACUCAUUGUUAGCAAUUCUCAUGCAGCAAAUCCUUGCACAGCUCUUUCGUCAAUACGGUGCCGCUAUCAAAUGUAAAAGUGUCCGGGUCUGGAAGAAUGCAACUUGUCAUGCUAAAUCUGAAGCAUGCAAAAAUCUGUGUUGCAUGAUUACCAAAAGUCGUCCAGUUUUGACCAAGUCGGGAGGGAGUUUCUCAUGCAGGAUAGGCACGAGAGAGAUCGCGCAGAAUCUGUUAUGCUAGGUCCUGCAUUCCAGACCUCGGGGGUCAUGGAAAAGCUGCAUGACAAGUCGCGCACUCUUCCAGACCCAGACCCAGACCCAGACACUACUGCGCGAGCACCCACAGGCUCCCAGGUGCCUAGCGCUUUGGCCAGCGUUGCACCUCGAUAGAGCCUGCGGGACCCCGUGGGCAGAAGUUCAUCGCACCCAAUUUGCAUGUUGCGCAAGUGAUAGUAUAAGUAGUAGUACUCAGUACCACCGGUGGACGCCAUAGCAUGCUUUUAGUCUCUCUCUACAUAUUAUAUCCACGUAGUUCUCUUCUCUUUUCUUUCUUCAAAAUGUUAAAGUCGUUCUCUUCCCUGUGCUGUACCAUGGUCUUGCUUCCAGACAAAACACCAGACAUUUUUGCAUUUGAUAGCCCCUGCUGUUUCUGUCCUGAAGUCUGUCGUUAGUUCCGAAAGAAGAAGUUGCUCCUCCUGCGCCCCCACUUGAAGAUGUCAGCGGCCCUUUGUUCUGCUGCAAAAUCUCGGCUUCUAUUCUCCGGAACAGCGGCAGGAUAUUCGCGUUCAGCUCGGCAAUCGCGGAAGAAUCCAAAUUGUCCCGCAUGGAGUAAAACAGCCGCUUUUUCAAAUACACAAUCUAUGGAAGCGUCAGGAUUGAAAUCGUCACAGUUGAAAUAGCUUGCGAUGCAUAAAAUGCAACCCACAAAAAGCCUGUCUUGCAGAGUAGCCAAGGAAGGCAGAUUGUAAGCCUGUUGAGGGGUAGAAAUAGAGCUGCUAAAGUAGCAAGACAGAAGGCGUCUUCCUUACCCAAACACCAUUACAAAUUGGGUUUCGGCUCUUCCCAAAUUUGUCAUGCGCCAGUUGAAAACUAGGCACCAACUGGUAUCCGUUUUAUGCAUCAGAAAUUAUUUCAACUUUGUCGAUUUCGAUCCUGACACUACCAUACAAUCUCCGCUUGGCGUAACGUCGCGGAGGAAGACACAACUGCUGCUUGGUUGUUUAUUGCGACAGAAGAUGCAGUAGUGGUCCCGUCUUGAUUGGCUCCAGUUGUUGUUGUGCUGCUGGAGCUGGAAGUCGAAGAAGUUCUGGCUUCUUUAGUCGUGUCAGCAGAACCCGCUGUUCCUGCAGUAGAAGACCCACUCCCUUGCUCACCGGACUGUUUGUCUUUGACCGCUCCUCCCGUAUUCCCACCGCUUGAUCCCGAAGCCACCACAUCCGCCACCUUGAUUUCGUCCAGAAACUGUAGCUGCCACCCCAGAUACCGCAACACGAACAUCUCGUAGUUCUGCAACAAGCAAAUCGGGUUCCGUAUUGUGAGGAAAAAUCUUCCCUCCCCAUAUCGAACAGGAAAUUUGUAAUGCUGAUUUGUGGCCACAAAUCCGCUGUGUCUUGCGUACAAGGCAAACGGCACCCAUGUGGCGUAUUGUACAGCGAGUCUGUCAUGCGCUUUCGCCUAUAUCAGACGUGUUUCUCAUGCUAAGCUGCUAGCCGGAUGCGUACCCAAAUGGGCUUAGUAUAUCUUGGCAAUCUCUUGCUGCAAUACACAGCUCAUUUGUGUACAGAAAUCCAGCAACACAAAUUGUCUAUAUCGAAUGUGGACUGGGGACUUUUUUUUUAACCAAUAUCUCCAACCGUCGAUGAGCAGCGUGAUGAACAUGUUGGCCGCAGGUGGAACAUAUUGUGAGGAAAAAUCCCCCCUCCCCAUAUCGAAAGCGAAAUUUGUGAUGCUGUAUUUGAGUACACAAAUCGCAUUUGUCUUGCUGGAGAGGACUGCAGACCCAUAUCUACCCUGAGUAGAGAGGCUUUGACUUAGGCGCUUAGCAUGAGAAGCGUCCGUGAUGUUGGCUUAACAGCAUGACAAACUGCCUCCAUAAUGGGACGGAAGCUGCUGCCCUUGUCUUCUUGCAACACAGACGUGAUUUGUGACCUCAAAUCAGCAACACAAAUCUGCGAAAGCCUACCUCUUCAAUUAUAUGGGGAGGGGGUAUUUUUCCUUGCGAUAGAACAGCAGAAUGAGUCACAGAAUUGUACCACCAGUAGCUGCAACAGUAACAACAGGCUCUUUUCAAUGAAAAACAAAAAUGCGGAGAAAUUAUAGAGGUUGACAAAUUCCUCGAAUCAUUAUAUUUUUCGCGGUUUAUUUUUACGAACAACCUGUAACUCAAAUACAAAUUCUUCACCCACACCUUCGUGCUUUAGUUUUUGCAUUACAAAUGCAGGCUCCUACGUUUAAGUAGUUUCCUUUUCGUUUAUAAUUUCCGUCGUGUUUAUUUGCCUGACAUCAAGAAAUUUGAUGGAGAUGAGGAUUUUUUUGUGGAUACCUGGGACCAGUCGUGCAGCAGAACUUGAACUAGUAGGGUAGCUCAAGAGAGUCUAUGUCCAUUCUGGCACGUGCGAUAAUUAUGCUCUCGCUUUGCAAGAACUUCCACACCAAUAGUUUGUGUUUGUAAGAAAUGAGUCCCAGUCUGAGCCUGCAUAACGACCAACCGGCGCUGCACCAGGAGGUUAUCCAAGCUGAAAUGAAAAUCGUGUUGUAGACGAUAUUUCUACAUAGCAAGUGGCCUUCGUUCAUCGAAAUGGAAAUUGUGAUGCAUACAGCACAAGAACACUCGACCACCGGUGAGUUGUCCCCUGAUCUUGAUUAUUUUUCUACCGUUUUGAUUUUGAAAAAGAUUUUUUUGAAGACGGACCUGGCAUCAUGAUGAUGCGAGAAGAGGACGUGGAGAUGAACGACAUCAAGUACCAGGAACAAUUUGGUCGAUGAGGUGACUACACACACAGCUUCCUUGUUUCAGUUUUAUGACGGUGCACAAUUACUCCUUCUCCCCCCCCAUGUAGUGCUGGUUGGUGUGGGAAAGCCUUGCAUCUUCAGCAUGACAGGGGGCAGCUGGAAGUGGGAAACAGCAUGACAAAUUGGCAGACUAUACUUACUUCUGUUUAUUUUUACGAACAACCUCCUGUAAUUCAAAUACAAAUUCUUCAUCUUCACCCACACCUUCGUGCUUUACUCCCAGAUACUUAAUUAGCGGCCCUUUCCUAAGUCCGGACAUUUCACUCCUUGUCACAUACCCAACGCCGAAGAAAAAAAAAAGAACUUGAUAUAAGUCGGAACGUGUCCAGGAGCUGCGUCUGCAGCUACUCGCUCUUGUGCAGCAGGCGCGCUCCCUUUAGUUCCGUACAACAAAAGAAGCAAGAGGCUUGUUUACAAGGAGCCUACACUUUAUCAGUGGCGUAGGCUUCUGAAGCAGCUUGCACAGGGAAAUAUCGCAACGGAAGAAGUAGAAACAGCCAGUCAAAGAAAGCUUUCGACAGCUCGGAAACUUUAGUCCCCGUCGGCUGCCACCCAAUUUGCGCGGGGAGUAUUGGGGCACGAAUUUCGAGUAAGCAGCCCUCUGAAACGCACCAAAGCAGUGCGCGCGUACUUAGACGUAGAAAAUAGGUGGGCAAGCAGCGUAGAUAGGUUGCAAUGCUCGGGGGCUCGCGGGAUAUACGGGCACUGUAAGCAAAAUAAAAAAAGCCCGGGUAGGAAAAAUGCAUUUUGCGUUUUUUCCUACCCGGGGUUUUUAUUUUCAAAACCCCGGGUAGGAAAUAUUUAUCCGCUGAUCUGCACGUCUGUGAGAGUGAUAACAGCUGAUAAACAUUUCCUACCCGGGGUUUUGAAAAUAAAAACCCCGGGUAGGAAAAAGUGCAAAACUCAUAUUUCCUACCCGGGCUUUUUAUUUUCAAAACCUCGUAUAACCCCUUCGAAAGUACAAACUCUUCAUCUUCACCCACACCUUCGUGCUUUAGUUUCUUAAAAAAACAAAAUCCACCCACUUUAGAUCAAUGCGCAGAGCCGCCGGAGCAAGACAGCCGGCGGCCUCGCGACCGGGGCCGGGGCACGGGGAGGAUUCGCGCCUUUUUUUGUUCGUGAAAGGUCGAGCGCAUGACUUUUUUCUUAGUUGUUGGAAGCUCGGGCUAAAAGCUCGCGCCACCGGGGGCAGACCAGGUGCAAGAGUCGUCCCUUUUUCCGUGAGGGGCCGAACUCAUGACCUUUCUAUCUUUUUUGGUUGGGCGCGGGCGCCCGAGCUAGCUGGUAUCGGUAUCGGUGCGCUUAUUCCGGUCGUGAUUCGCCGGGGGUUGCGCCGUGUGUUGUAACAGUAGGCCGACACCACCAGAGCAUCGACGCUACCUAGCCUGCGCCGCGUUGGCCAUACAAAAACCCCUUGAAUCCUAAAUCGGAAACAUCAAUCCGGAUGCCUCUAAAACGCUCAAUUAGCGGCAAACCCGGUAAUGCCUGUGAAUUCCAAAAACCCAUGACUCUCGCCGUGCAUCGAGCCCUAGUCGCGCUUCAUAAUGUCCGAGGAGAAUUGUCUCUGCAAAUUUGGCGAACCACGUUGGAAGCGAGCCACGCCCGUGUCGUGUUGAGAAGGUGAAACUUGAUUCCCGAAGUUGCAACGUGGGCCAAUGGAGACGGAGAUCAGCUGUACUUUUUCUUUCAAUCUCUUUCAUUAUAAUUAUCUUGUCGUGCCUGAAUUAGCAUUGGCCUCUCUGUAAGUACUUAGUCAUCAGGAGCUAAAUGCUUUAUGACUCUGCAGCGCGAUGUGUUACGGGUAUGACUUUGCAUGGUCGAGAACGAAGCUGCGCUAUAAACGUUGCCCCCGAAAACUUCUCCCAGGUGGUCGCGAUCCCGCCGAGUUCUGGAAGCGCAAGCAUGCGCGGCGACGUCGUGGGCCAAGGGCCGGAGCACAGGUCGAAUGUCCUGGGGCGGGCGGAAGACGCGUGUAAACAAAGGGCUUCCGAUGGAGGACUGGUGAAGUGUCUCAGGCAGUGAAAACAAAACGAAAAACGCUGUCUACGUACAAGAAAGACCUGUUCUCCAAAUAUGAAAGCGCUUGCGCAUCGCUGAGAAUGAUUGGACUAUGUACGACAAGCACAGGCGUUUUUACUUCUUCUCUCGCUCAAAUUUUGAGAAAGUUUGGAACGCAUCCUGGCAGGCACUUGCUGCGGAGCCUGUGGCCUUCUUCUCGCCAGCCGUCAGUGGUGCGUAGUGCUUGCACCGACUGGCCCGGCGCGCCGACGCUCCUGUUGUCUCGGAGCCGGUGCAAUGUUCAGCUGUGGGCCCGAUGGAAGAUCGUCUCCAAUCGUGUCAGACGUGUCUAAGUGCCUACGGUGAAACUUACUCGUGCUUUCUAGCAUGACAGAACGAGCUCGAGCACUGAUGAUUGGGCACGAGAGUAGGGGCGCAAAAGGGUAAAUAAAAGAUCACAGGAAAAGCCACUGCGCUGCUCUGUCGUGAAUGAAGAUCGUGAGUCACCACAAACGAAGAUCGUGGGGCAGCACAGACGCAAAUCGUGGGCAACAGAUGAUGAAAAUCGUUUUUCGCAAAUCGAGGGGCUCUCUAAUCGCAAGCAUGCUAUCAAUUGAAAUGAAAACGCUUAAAGCUCGCUGAAAUGAAAAUACAUCACUUGGAAUGAAAGCACUCAACUUGAAACGGAAAUACACUAAUUUUUUCGCAGUCGCGCGAAUUUUCGACUUCUUCACUUUACUUUGCAACCCGAAGACCGUCUUAUUCAUUUUAUAUUGCAACGCAAGGCCAAGACCUCUUUUUGAUAAAGCUUAGUAAGUCUCUCAGCACCCUUACGCCCUAUCUAUUUCGUCCAGCUACGAAUAAAUAUCCAUCGUCUAUCUGCAAACCCACACUACUUUACGCGACAUACUUCCACUCAGCGCUGUAAGUAAGAGCCUUCGUUGUAUAUAAUUUCUGUAGAGCCGCCAGUGCAGACACCGCGCCUCAUCAUGAACCAACUCCAGCCCCUCCAAGGCGCGCCGCAGGGUGCGGCUGUGGAUUGGCAGCAGGCGCUCCUGGCCGAAGUUGUCGCGGCCGUGCCGGCAGAGUAUAAAAAAAAGAGAACGCACACGUCGUACACCUUGCGGAACCGCCUGAAGUUUGGCCUUUUGGCUUUGCGACUGGAAGUAGCCGGCUGGGACUAUCAAAUGCAAAAGUGAUAUCUGGGUCUGGAAGAUUCUAAACUUGUGAUGCUGGAGGUGUCUCUGGAUUCGUAAAAGUAUUGCGCGACAAGCAAGAAAAGUAGAAUUUGUGCUCCGCGGAGAUGGCAUUUGUCAUGCGGAGGAAGCGCUCUAAAAAGUAAGAACCUGUGAUGCUAGGCCAUGCAUUGCAGGCAUUAUGGAUCAUGCAAAACAAAUCUUGCAAUCUCCCAGACCCAAACACUUUUGCUUUUGAUAAGGACGACAUGCGAACAAUUCGCGACGUUUUGACGACCAAGGAAAAGCACCGAACAGAGAAGGUCCUGAAGAUGAUGUCCCGCGGGAAGGAGAUGGCUUUGGAGGUUUUCCUCCCACAGCAAAUCGCCGAAGCCUGGAAAAUAUGGAUUGCAAAAAUGUCUGGGUCUGGAAAGUUGGAACUUGUGAUGCUGCGUUUGGAUUCUAAAACAAUCUGUAUUGCAUGAGCAGCAAAGAGAAUAAAAAAAAUUUUGCUACAAGGAAAGAGCAUUUGUCAUGCGGUAUAGGCAUCAAGAAGUCCUCACAAAAUCUGUGAUGCUAGGGCAUGCAUCACAGACAUCAGGAGUCCUGCAAAAUGCGCAUGACAGACCUUGGAUCCUUCCAGACCCAGACAUUCUUCCAUUUGAUAGAGAAAUCUCGGUGACCUCGACUCGUUUCUAUGAAAGCGGGGAAGGCUUCGGAGGGUAAGUAGGUCUAGGCACUCAGCGAGCUUCAAGAUUUUUCAUCAUAGUGGUAGUUAUAGUAAGUCGCCGCAUUUACCUUGGUAGGGUAAGUAAGAGUGGCCCUGUCCUCCACGCCAACACUUACCUGCUUACCCUCGAGCCUUUCUGAUUGAUAGCGGCUCUUGAAGCAUUAUUCUUCGAAGGAGCUGGAUCGGUUACGGGAUGUGGGGGCCGGGCCGAAGGUCGUUGUGCCUGAAAUACGGGAGUCCGUAUAUGAAAUGUUCAUCGAGUAGAGCAGGGAAAACAAAACGCACACCCGGCGCGGGCAUUUCGGCCCCCGGCUGGGGGCUUCUGGGCUCGGCGCUGAAUCGCCUGCAGAAGCAGGGUUCAAACUCUUCGGAAGAAGUAAGAAGCGAAUAGUCUCUGAUUGCUGUUGGCAGCAAAGCUUUUGAGGCAGGGGCCGGGCGGCUGUGCCUGGUAAGAAGAGUCUUUAAGGCUGGGGCCGGGUGAACAAAAGCGCGCUCCCCCGCGCGAGUUGACGCCCAAAGGCCUGCGCCCGGGCCAUUGGCCUGUAGAAUUCAUGCUCUCCUGCAAAUGUUGCAUUUCCGCGCGGAUCGCACAUUUUCGCGCCUUUUGUUAUUUUGCGGACGGUUUUAGCGUUGCUGCGUAGCCUGGGCGCAGAUCAUCUAGAAACACACAUGGCAAAUAGGCCGAAGCUCGCGACAACGCAGCGUCAGAGAGGCGCCCUGAUAUCCGAGGGAGCCGCGGCUGCUGCGUCUGCGCAUAUUUUGCAUCGCGCAGCGGCCGCGUCCUAUUCCUUGGAGCCUUUCAGCGCCCGGAGCUUUGGAGUUGCGUUUAGUAUUGUCCUGGUAGCAUCCUUUCGGAAUGAGCACGAAAGGGUGCCAGGGCACAGCUCUGCGACCACUUAGCACCCUAAAGAAUCGCUGCUGUGGCGUUUGCGCAUUUUUUACUUUGUGCAGAGGCCGUUGCCCUUUUUCUGUAGUCGCUACGAUGUUUCUUUACUCUUUGGCGAAAGUUUUUUCAUCCUAUUUCGCCACCAUGGCUGGCCCGGGCAAGAUUCUCCUGCUUCGAGCAGUUGCUUGCUUCUCACAAAAGUGCUUGCGCUGUUGCUGAAAGUCCUCGUUGCUGGAUUUCUAUUGUUGCCUGCGCGCCACGAGAGAAGGUAAUAAAUUAAUCAGCGCAUGGCUGCGCUCAGUCGUGACCUUGUAGACAUUGGGUAUUUGAAAGGCGCGCUGCUGCUACAAGUGCGCGUGGUUUUGUUUAUGCAGCGGCCGUUGCCUCUUUUCUGUAGCCGCUCUGGCCGGUUUUUUUGCUCUGUCUUCGGCGUGUCCAACAUCUAGCGCAGGCACCGUGCCCUUGGGUGCCCAUUGUGGGUCGGGUUUUGCGACGCGCAGUCCACGCAAAUUGGCGUAGGAGGUGCGACUGUCGAGGGUAGGAGUGGGAACUCUCUGUUCUAGUAAUUCAAGACAAAGCGGCGCGGCCAAUGAAUUACAGAAAAAGGCACGGCUGCUUCAUUUGCGCACUUUUUCCACUGCACCUUGGCCGGCGCCUCCUUUCCGUAACGUGUCCCCUAGCAGUUUGCUUCCAAUGUUGUUUCUCGUAAGUGUUGGACCGCGCUAGUUCUCAGUAGCCUUGCCGAGCAAAUUUCUCUUGGUGCUAGAACUGGGCGUGGUUCUCUUUCCGUGAAAUACCUUGGCUUCGCAAGAAGCAGACUGCCCUCAGUCCCCUUGUUGAUGCUUGCUUGGGAUGUGAACUGAAAUUGUUUCCAUCAUCCGGGGAGAGAAGCUGCUGGCGCUGCCCUGUGAUUGAAAAGGAGAAGCCUCAGCCAUGAGCGCCCCCAUUGAGGGAGUAGAAGCGGGGCUGUAAGCACCCCCGUCCGCAAGUCAGUAGCAACACGUCCGGGGCCCCCUUCAAUGCGAACUCUCACCCAGGGGCUCCUCGGGCUUGAAGAGUUGCGAACCAGGGGACGCCUCUUUCCUACGCAGAAACACAGCGCAUUCACUUACUUACAGGCCAGGGGGCGCGUGUAAUGCAAGGCACUCACUUACAGCUAAACUGCUUUUUGCAUACCGUAUGCAGAAAGCAUUUCGUCUGUAAUUAGGUCGUGCAUCGUCCAGCCAAUGUUCAUGUUGGCAGAAGCAGCACGUAUCAUCCUGCCACUGGUGAGACGGAAAACGAUUUACAGAGGGUCUUGGGUGGGAGCUGGAGCCUCAACUUCCGCACCUUUCAAAGUUGCGAAAGCCCCCGCUCGCGGGAGACACAAAAACAGACUGAGUGUCACUGUAGUAACGUCGUGUAAUUGCGGUCACACGGCGGCACCAUUGUGGCACUCAGUUUUCUUGUUCUCCCGCGCGCGGCCACGGGAACUUUUCCGACUUAAAGUCAGAAAAGUUCCAGCUCCCGCUUGCGGGAGGAAGGAGAAAGUCGGUUUCACCGUAGUGCCGUCGUGCAAAUGCGGCCACACGGCGGUGCGCUGGCAUUCAGUUUUUUCUCUCUCGAGAGAGAAUUUAGGAAUAGGAACCAGCUGCGCCACACCAGGGGAUCAUGUGCGCCAGCACCCUAUGGAAGCUGCGCAUCAAAGCCGCAAAUGUUGCGUUUGCGGAUUGGAUGUAAGCUCUCGAGGGACUGCAAAUUGUCAAGGGGCAUUGCGAUAAGUAGUUCAGGGUCGAUGGCGAGACCAAAGGGCCCCGAGCCUCCUUGGAGGGCCGACCGGGUGCGCAGUUUUGUUUUCCGCUGCAUAGCGCAUUGCGGUUCGCGAGGGCGAAGGUCAGUUCGAAUCUAUUAAUCACAUUGGGCGAGGCCUUCCGCAAGCAGUACGAACGGGACAACACCACGACCGUGAUCGAUCCGGAAACCGGCAAGGAGACGAAAGUGCUGCCGAAGACGCCGAAGAUCAACUGGGACUGGGUGCGGAGGUUUAUGGUGGCCUAUGACCUCUCGCUUCGCGUGCCGAAUACCAGGCCGAAGCUCAGCCCCUACAAUCGAAAGGCGCGGAUGGGGUCGAGCUGGCUCGCGAGUUGGGGGGUCAUUCACGCCCUGGAUUGCCUCGGGUGGGCGUGCGAGCUGGUCAACGUGGACGAGAAGCCGUGCCUAUCCUCCGGAAGAAUUUGCCGCGCCCGCCCGAUGAUUGAAUGUCCUCAGGUGCUUUGUCAUGUUGUUUGCGUGACGAAAGUGGCGCUGUCUGUGUGUCUGAUGAAUAGAAGCAAGCACACCUGCAGGCUAGACAGACGCGCGCUAGAAUGUGACCUGGUAGAAAUUGCAUGACAGUAGUGACAGCCUGCAUGACAGUAGUGGCGCAAUAGUUGCAGGCUAUUGCUGGGCGGCCAUCUGCGUGCGCGGCCACUUCUUCCUUCUAUAGCCUUGGAUGAACAUGACUUCCACGAAGAAGUGCAUAUCCUUCAAGGGCGAGGACCGGGUGGAGGUCAUUGACAACCACAAUCAGUCACGUGCCAGGUGCGCUCUUUUUUGAUUUUGACUUUAUUUCGCACCCCAGUCUCGUCCGUUUGUUUUGGUUUUUGUCCAUCGCAAUGCAGUCUAGUUUUACCUACAGCUGCGUCCGGAUAAACAUACAUAUGAACUCCCUUCACCAAGCGAAGUCCAGAAGCAAGAAAUGUUUCGAAAUACAUACGAACCCCCGCCCUCAGGUUUACCGUCUUAACGAUGUGCUGCUCGAAUCAACGGGCGGACGGCCCACCUCCGCCCAUCGAGUUGGUGUUUAGAGCUACGGAAGACGGACAAGUGCAGCAGAAGUUGGACGAGAUCGAGAAGCCCGACUGGAUGAAAUUGCUUACAGCCCCGAAGGGUUCGUACAGCGCGGAAUUGUUCGACGAGUCAAUCAAGCGGAUUGCUUUCCGUAACCGGAAACAGAACAAGGUGACUGUGCUGUUUUUCGAUCACUUUUCUGGCCACAAGAUCCCGCCGCCACACGUAUGCGGGGCCCUUUGGGUCAUCUGUAUUUUCAUUGGUGCCUGCUGCACCGAUUCCAUCCAGGUAUAGUAUAGUGCGAGUUUUUUCAUUCCCAGGCUUUUAAGUUUCUAAGAGUUUUGCUCCUAAGUAAGCCGCCCAGAUUUUCUACUUCUAGAGCGAUGAAGUCAAAGGGCGCCGCAGUACUCAGACUGCUUGACACGCAAGCGCAUUGCUACACUGGUUAGACUUCAAAUGAAAUCAAUGGCGUCCGCUAAUCAACUUCAAAUGCGGUCAAUGGCUUCAAAUGAAAUCAACUUCAAACGAAAUCAACUUCAAACGAAAUCAACAGAUGCUUGAUACGCAUGUUCAUCGCGCUCUGCAGAAUACCCUCCGGGAGAUCGAGAUAACCACCGACGCCGCGCAGAUUCUGCAGCGAUUCAGGGAAGGCGGUGGCUUUCGCAUGACUAUCACAACGCGGAAGGCUGCGGUUGAGAGGGUACGGAGAGCGUGGCUGCAGUUGCCGCAUGCAGAGUACACCAAGUCCUUCCGUGACAACGGGUUUAUUCCAGAUGCGGACCCCGAGCAAAUCCAACGAGCAAUUCGCGACGACUGGACUAGCUUGAAGGAGAAAAACAUGAAGUCGAUGCUCGACCGGGCCAAAGGUGUCGCUGCGAAGUAUUCGCAUUUGCAGCUGCCGUAUCCGCGGCAAACGAAAAUCGCUGGGCGUAUCUGGCUAGGAAUUGCAAAAGCAUCCCACUAGUAUAAAUUGCAUCACAAACGAUUUUCUCAGCAUGAAGAAUUGAGUUUGUCAGUAGGUAUUGCCAACUUGGAGAGGAAAUUUCUUAUGCAUGCCUGCAAUUAGUGCGAGCACUUCCUUUUUGUAUGGCAGCAGGUUGCUCUUUAGUUUUUCUUGCAUCACAGACGCGGGCUGCGCUCUGGCCUACCUAGCAUUCUCGACGAGGAAAGUUCGUGCAUUUAAGCCUGCUGAUUGACUUUUCGGUUCUGCAGGGUAUCCCCAGGCCUUUUUUCGUCCCAUAAGCGAACCAGUGCGGCGAUUCAGGACAUCCGCAGCACAAUCAUCACGCCGGACUUGCAGCGGAUUGGCGACCCGGGGACCGACUUCGAAGGGCUUGAGCAGAUGUUUUGGAAAGACUGGCAUCCUGAUGGAGCAUCCGGCUUCAUGAAUGGCGACGACCAGGAUUUGGACGAGCACCCAGACAGCGAUGUAGAGCAGGGUGGAAACAGGAAGAAGUCGCCAGUGGCUGAUCCGAAAAAGAAGGCCGCCAUAUCGAAGAAGAGGCAAGAGCUUAUCAAGAUCGCACGCGGUUCGGGGCUCGUCACAAAUCGCGAAGGGGUUGGCGAGGUGAUGCAGGACGGUCGAAAGGUAGCAGACAUGAGCCAAAAACAGCUGAUGGAGUCCUAUGCUGCCCACGCGGCCGGGCUAGGGGAGUUUGGGACGCGGGACCGAACGGCUAGGCGGCUUGAGAUCGUGAAGGCGCGGGAGGAUGAAAAUGGGGCCCCAAAGAAGAGUUUAUACGAACGCUUUAACGAGAAAACAGUCAGCUCGACGGACUUCGAGGAGGAGAUGAAGGAACAGGCGAAAAAAGCUAAAAUCGACCAGACGCAUAUUAAGUUCGCGCGGGCGGCCCAGCAGUUUCUGGAGAAAGACAGCAAACGACCAGAGCCUGCGAAAGACCUUGCCUUGUUUCAGCCUGACAGCAUGCGGAACGCCGCACACGCGAAAUUCGCAAUCCAGGCUGCUUUUUGCUGCGACGACAAGAAAGCCCGCUUGAUCCAUGAAUAUUGCACCCUGAAAAACGUUAUGCUUUGCAUAUGUGCUUGCGCGUUGGCCUGAGCGCCGUCACAAAUCGCAUGACAGAUUGCGACUGUGCUUGGUAAAUUGCAUGACAGAUCAUGGCUGUGCUCCGUAGAUCGCAUGACAGAUUGCAGCUGUGGCUGGUAAAUCGCAUGACAAAUUGCCGGAGCCCGCAUGGUCCGGGGCCCGCAUAAAACACGCACUGUGUCGCAGCGGAUGUCGCGUGACAAAUCUCAGCUCCCCAGGAGCAGGCACAUUUGCAAAGCACACUCGCGAAAACAGCCCCGGAGCACCCAGCUCACUGCAUGUUUCUGCAGCGAAAGUUGCAGGGCAAGGAGAGCGAGGGCAUCGGCCACCUCAUUGCAGCCAUUGUGAACAGGGUCCAGUUCAGUAUCCUGUGCAACAGUAUCGCUCUCGUAGUAAUUGCAGUCAUGCAUUGCAAAUUUUCCUCCUAACGUAAAUCCGCAUAACAAAUUCUAUUUCGCAGGCUGAGGAAAUCCGCAUGACAAAUUUUAUUUCGAGGAAAUUUGUAAUGCAUUUAUUACAAACGCGAUACAUUUUGCAAUGCAUAUCCAGACUGGUGGAACAACGAAAAAACGGCGUAGACAUGGCGACAUGGUUGACACACACAAUGGCGGCGGUUGAGCGGAACCUGACCACGCUAAGGGCCGAGAGGAAGAGAUACCUAGCGGAGGUAGCCGCGCAUAAGGCUAGGACGCCGGCUGAGCGGGCCUACCUACUGGAAAAAUUGGAGGCAGCGCGGGCCGAGGAGCAGCGCGUCCUGGCCGAGCAGGCACGCAAAAAGGAAAAGGAGAAGCAGGAAAACGAGCGCCGGAAUCAGCAGCUCCAAGCCCCGGGCGCCGCUAGUAGUAGUUCUUCGAAAGCAGGCCAGGGAGGCGCUGCUAGUAGUACUUCUUCGAGAGGAGACCAGCACGCAGGCGCUGCUAGUAGUACUUCUUCGAAAGCGGGCCACGUGGGCGCUGCUAGUAGUAGUUCUUCGAGAGCAAGCCAGCACGCGGGCGCUGCUAGUAGUAGUUCUUCAAGAGCAGGCAACGCGGGCGCUGCUAGUAGUAGUUCUUCGAGAGCAGCCCAGGCACAGCAGCGGCCCGCCCCUUCCAACAGCUUGCCAUCUUCUUCGGACCUUGCUCGCCGGCGGUGAUUGCAUUUGAUGGGGUGCUCGCAGCUGGAACGCACACUUCAGAAGCAUCUUUUUAUCACACUACACAAUUAUCUUUUUAUCGUUGCUCUCUCUACCUUCGCCUGUUACCACGAUAGAUGCAUACUCUCGAGCUCGCGCUUUGAUUUAUACUACUACUUGUUCCCACACCUACAAUAGCUUCGCUUUCUUGUCGAUUGUUAGCCACCCCCUUGGCGUCAGCCGUCAGCCGAAGUGUGGCAAGAUUGCUUUUUUGUUGCUCAUCCUGCACGCCUGGGGCCUGUUGGGCUCCAUUGCCCUGCCGUGUUCACCUAGGUAGCUGGCCCGCCCACGUAGCAAGCCGGAGACCCGGCCACCUAAGGGCGCGGGCUUCGCAGAGCCAGCGGGCAUCCGCUGGUCGGUGCGCCCCUCGGCGCCGACGUUUUGUCACAGAAGUGGGCCCCGGGCACUCCGUUAACGCGACCUAUGGGUACCCAUAGGUUGUGUUUAUCGUGAGCUGUUUUUGGACUUUUCGGUGUGCAGGCAAAAAGCCGAAAACAGGCUGCGAUAAACACGACCUAUGGGUACCCAUAGGUCUGGUUAACGGAGUGGCGCAGGGCCACUUCCUGGACACAACGUCGGCCUACGUCACGGGGAUGCUCCUUGAUCUACUUAACACGACCUUUGGCCAUGCAAAGGUCAUGUUAACCAUUUUUUUUUCCACGUAUAUGCAGGAAGUCCGGGCCCCAGCGCUUCAGUGCCUCCCGACGUGUGCAUGGGGGCACUGCGUUGGCAGACACUUUUUUCUUCCCCGCAGGAGCGGGAUCUGGAACAAAGUUUGAAAAGAUGUCGAAGGAGACAUCUUUUCAAAUUUUUGUCGAGCGGCCUCGAUCAGAGGUCGGCCUCGAUCAGGGGUCGGCCGCGAUCAGAGGUCGGCCGGCCUCGAUCAGAGGUCGGCCGCAAUCAGGGGUCACCUGUUGUCCGCCCCGAGGGCUCGUCAGUUUAUUUUGUAGAACUGAGCAGCACCAGCUUCGCCUUCGCGCGAUCCAAAUCGCGUGAAAGCGGGGGCAAGAGAUAACCCCCUACAUCUUGUAACCUUAUCGGGUUUAGGUAUCUUUCUGCUUUGCUGGUCGCGCCCGCGGGGUCAAGGGGGUUCAGUUACCAACGGGGUCAAGGGGGUUUAGUUAACUGCCAGUUUUGUUUUCCAUGCGGCCUUUCGCCUCGGGUGGCAAAGGCCGCAUGGAAUACAAAACUGGCAGUUUUGUCGAGCGGGAACUGGAACUUUGAUUUCAAAGCUCCAGUUCCCGCUCGACAAAACUGCCAGUUUUGUAUUCCAUGAGGUUUGAGUUUUCAGGCGGUUCCUUCUCGCCACCGAAAUGGUGGAGAAGGAGCCGCAUGGAAAUUAAAAAAGCAACGGUCUGGUGCCGCCGGUCGAGGAGAAUGGCGUGUAAAUUCGACCCGGCGCAGGGAUACAGUACCCGUUGAAGAGCAAAAUCCAAAAAGAGCGUCAUCAUUCCACACGUUUUGCAUUUCCGAUCGGCCUGCCCAAGCGGGAAGCAAUACUCACAAAUACUCAUUAUUCGAAAGAAUUUCAUCCAUGAGACGCUCCUUCUGCAAUACAAACCAAGAACCUCUUCACUCAUGAAAAGUCUCAAAAGCCUCCUCGUGCAAUACAAAUCAAGCAGUGCAGCCACGGUCGUGACUCCUUCUUCCGGCAAUACAAACCAAGAAGAAACUCAGCCACGCAAAGUUCCUCCGAGAAUCAAUACAAAUCAAGCAGCUCCUCAGCCAUAACUCGUUCCGUCGGCAAUGCAAACGAUCGAGAAAGAAGUUCAGCCGCGAACAGUUCCGCCUGGAAUCAAUAUAAAUCAAGCUCUCAGACAGGUCUUUCGAAAGAGAGAAGGAUCGAAAUCGUGGUCCGGCCGAGAAGGCGUCGCUGCGAUAGAAGCAGAUCUAUCACCGAUCCCCUUGGAAAUGGAGCGAACGGCGCAGGUAGCGCAUGGCAUGAGAAAGCCGACGUCGGUUCGUAUGACUGGUAUUGCGCGACCGUGGAAAAAAAACGCACGGACCAAGAAUGAUCCGCAAAUGCGCAUAAUAUGCGAUCCGAUUGACAUUUCAUCUGCGCCGGAAAUAGCAGAAGAGGCCUACGAUCCGAGGAGCGAAGCGACCUGGUGCGCAACAAAGCCAAAGCGCUCUUCUCCCCUGGUAAAAAACCAGCGACGUUCAUCUUCUUCAUCUUCCACUGCAAAAAGCCAGACCAUUCAGCUUCAGGAUUUUUUCCACACCUUCCACUGCAUAAAAAACAACUUCAACUUCUAUUCGCCGCAAAAUGUCCGACCAAGAGAUGAUGGAGAUGGAAACGCUCAUCAACGCCUCCGAAGCCGCCGGGGCGGAGGAGGAAAUGAUCGAGGACGAGCUUGGGGGUUGGUUGGUCCCUACGCCGAAGACCCGCGCUGCUCCGAAGGCGAAGGCCCGCGCUGGAAUCAACUUGAACCAAGCCGACUCGGCACUCUUGUCGACUUUACUCGGGCCGGAACAGGAGCAGGACCAAGAAUUGACCAGCCGCGAGGAGGAGAAUAUCAAGUUGAUGGGUUUUACUGCUGCGCGGAACGAGGAGCUGGGUACUUUUUCUUAGUUUUUCGUAUUUUAGUUUUUGUUUUUCUAAUAUGCAAAAAAGUCCAUUUGUUUGUGUGUUGAGUAAAGUUGAGUGAGCCUACCUCUAUUGCCAAUAUAUGUGAGUUAACAAUUUGCUUUCAAGUGCGAAAGAGUCUCGGUCUGGAAGGAUGCGAACUUGUGAUGUGUGUCGCGGAUCAUGCAACAAUCUGUGUUGCAUGACUUGCAAAGGGUCCCCAUUUCUCGCCAUGUUGAGAGGGCAUUUCUCAUGCACAGGGGCUGCAGAAGCUGUGACGCUAGAGCGUGCGUUCCAGACUUGCUGGAGCUUGGAAAAACUGCAUGACAAAUCUCGGAAUCUUCCAGACAGAGACCCAGAAGCUGUUGUAUUUGUCGAAAAGAUUCUCAAUUUGUCCAACACCAAACCCAUUAAAAUUUCCUAGGUUUAAUUGUGGGGCAGAUCGAAAACUUGUACCACUCCGAGGCAGAAGACGAGAUAUGCGGAGCUACGGGAGUGAUACCCAGGAAAAAACACCCAAUCCCGUCCAUUUUUUGCAUGAUAUUUACACCCAACCCCCAGCCUAUUUACCAACUUACAGCAUUACGGCGGAUCCCAUGAAAACCCGUGGCCUAUUUACCAACUUACAGCAUUGUAGGUUGGCAAAUAGGGCGGGGGUGUCAUGCAAAAAAUGGACGGGAUUGGGUGUUUCUUCCUGGAUGCAGGGUUCUCAAGGUGAAUGUUCUCUACAAACCACGCCGGUUUGUUGAGCAGACCGAACACACCAACGGGCCCCCCACCAGCGUACUUCAGCUGCUGCGUUCAUGUGUUUCCCCCUACUUAGGUUCUCUUUUUUCUUGCUCUGUGGGCCUGCGCCUUGCCAUCUUCUGAAAAUGCCUCAAGUGAACAAGCAUCUACCUAACAAACAGCAACGCAUCCUGAAGAUGGCCUUCAAUAUGGACCCGAACACGGUGCGGGUGACCAUGAUCAAGAACGGCAAAUGGUCGAAAACGGCGGGGAUUUUUGCUAUUUACGAGCUUCUAUCCUGUGCAAAAGUGCCGCACUAGUAUAAAUUGCGUCUCUCUCAUCUCAACGUAAAUCAGCAUUACAAACUCAAACUCCGUUGCGUUUAUCUUUCUCAAGGUCAAUCAGCAUUACAAGUUCAAGUUUGUAGCUCUGGGCUAAUUUGUAAUGCAAUUCAUUGCGUUUAUGCAUUACAAAUCUCGCUCUCGUCAUCGUAAAUCACGCAUUUAUGAAUUGCAAGUCUCUCUCUCGUCGUAAAUCAGCAUUACAAAUUCAAAUUUGUAAUUCUGCGUUAAUUUGUAAUGCAAUUUAUACUAGUGCAAUGGUUUUGCAGUGCAUAGCUUCUGCUGCGGGGAAAACUGCGCUUCGACCAGAAUGGGGCGUUGGAAGUCGGUGAGGGAGAGAAUUGCUUCAAGGAAAAGGACUACAAGAGGCUGGCGCGCGAAGGCAUUUUCGUGGCCGUCGACGAGGUCGACGACCUGAUGGGCUUGAUCAACAAUCUGGAGAAGUUGAAGGUGUACUCCUUCGAGGCGGCCGACCUCAUUUUAAUCUGCAAAGGUGACGAUCGAUGAUGAUGAUGAUGAUGAUGAUGAUUUUGCUACCCAGAAGGCCAACACGUCUGCUCAUGCGAUGACGCAAGUGGUUCCUUUUUUCGAGAGAAGACAGAAGAUCGUGCUGAGGCAGUAUAUAAUGCACUUAUCUAUUUGAAUUCAUAUUUUCAGCGUGGGAAGCGAUCCGGAAGAAGUGCGAGGACGGAGGGGGCUUGUACGGUGCCCAAAUUGUGCUCCUCAAAUUCCUGUACUUUGGAUUAGUUUUUGAUUUCUCUAUCUGAUUGUCCUCGCCCCAUGUUGUUCGUCGGUGCCUUCCCUCCGAGAUGAGAGAGUUGCUAGUGCAGAACUCCACUUCAAUUCGCACACAGGGACCAAUACAAGGCGUUGACCAACACCGGAUAUGAGUUCACGACGACCACCGCCCCGCAGUACCAAUCGAUCGCAAACAUGAUCGCCCAGGUAUAAGAUUAGCUAUUGGAGCAUUGCAAACCCCUUGUAGAGUGACACUUUUGGUAAAGCGUUGGUCAUCGGCCGAGCUGAAGCAUGACAAAGUAGCUAAGUCUUCGCGUGACGAGUGCGCUCAGCAUGACAAACGCAGUAAAGUCACCUGGUUCAGAGUGCGUUUGGAGACUCGUCAUCAUUUCCGCUCAGAAUGCCAUCUGUAAAUACUCAUCAGGAAGGAGACAACAAGGCCAACGGGUUUGCGGACUGGUAAGGAGGGCGCAUACUUAGAGUUUUUUUAUUGGGGCCGAUCGUAAGUGGCUGUUUCUGGUCGAUUAAGUACUUCGUCCUGUUGCUUUCGAAAAGAGAAUAUCCACGCCUCUGCUCCAAUCAAUCGCACAGCAUCCGUGCGGCCAACCGGAAGCUCGACGUGCCGACGGAUUCCGUCCUGAACCAGCUGGGCUUCCUGUAUCAGCUUGCGGUGGAUUGUCGUCAGUCGGGGAUUAAGAAGGUAUUAUGGACUUUCUAGGAGUUCCGAGGCCCCAUGUCUGGUUUUUACAGUAGUGGCGUUCUUGAGGGCGUGUUGAUGAUUUUGGUUCUUGUUGUUCAUCUCAAACUAACACUUUUCAACGCGCAAUCAAAAACCCAACAGCGCACGCUCGACUGGUUGCUGGUCUGCCCCUGGCACCAGCACAGCCUGUACCACAAAAAGUGCCAGAAGUUCAAGCAGACCGACGCCGCAACUUACAUGAAAGACCGGAACGCUUUUUUCGCGCACCAAGUCAUCGGGGAGACGUUGGACGGGGCGGAGUACACCAAGGCCGUGUACAACAAGCGCUACGACGUCGGGAAGCACCUGAAGACUAUGGUAGAGAAAAAUGCAGGGGUGGUAUAUUUGUAAUGCAAAUACGCGAAAUGCGGACGGAUCUGUUAUGCAACUCUGGGGCUCGACUAUGUUAUGCGAAAGGAAGACGGACUUGCUAUGCAAAGUGAAUCAUGGAUCUGCCACCCGCCCGUAUUUUUCCGUGUGAUGAUGAUGCUGGAAGAAGAGCAGUGCGAGUCGUGGGAUGCGCCGGUGAUGAAAGACAUUUUCCCCAACAAAAACGAAGACGACUACCUGCAGUUCAUCUGGGCCAAAUAUCAGUACAACCGGGGAAAGUUCAAGACCGCGCUCAUCAAGUACUGCGAGGACAACAACUUGAUAAGCAACGCAAUCUUUCCGGAACGCCAGGCAAAAAUGUUUCUCAAGAAGAGGGCGUCUUCCGUGGCGGAUGCCUGGUUCCAGGCCCCCCCGCCGGAAGAGGAGCUGGCUCUGUUGCGGCAGCAGGAUGACGAUGCCGGGGACGCCGGUCCCGCGGAGGAAGAUAAGGAAAGCGACAAAACGGGGAAAUUGGACCCGGCGGACUGGUAUUGGGCGAACAAGUGCGCUCUUCCGCCGAAGAAGAUCAAAAUCGUCGACAAUUUCGGCCAGGACUAUGAUGACCCGGAUUUUGCCGAGCCGCACCAGGACCACAACCGCAACAAAAUCGAUCCGCUGGUCACGCCAGAUGAAACCGUACAGCUUUUUUAGAAAUGAAGCGCCCGUGCCUGCUGCUACUUACCUGCUCUGCUAUUUCAACAACUCUUCUAGUUUUUCACGGGCAAGAGCGCAAGUCCCAGUUUUUCCAACUAGUAAGUAUUUCUCGUGCCUCCGCUGAGAAUGAUGUUGCGAGUCCAAAGCGAAGCCCUUGCUCUUAAAAUUUAAAAACAGCCCCUGCACAUCGUGGACGUCAACACGCUAUGCAUUGCAAAAGUACCGCGCUCGUAUAUAUGCAUUACAAAUUUCCUCAGCAUGAGACUUUUGUAAUGCUGAAGAUUUGCCUCAUAGUUACAUUUGUAAUACUGAUUCUCCUUAAGACAAAGAUUUGUAAUGCAUGAUUUGCAGUGCUGAUUUGUAAUGCUGAUUUGUAAUGCAAGUGCUGAUUUGUAAUGCAAGUGCUGAUUUGUAAUGCAUGGCUUGCAUUCAUACGAGUGCGAUACUUUUGCAGGGGAUACACGUUGAGCGUGCUGAACGACAGGGGCAUCGGUGGGAAAUUUCCCUUCAAGGUGAAAUACUCCGGGGGUGCACAAGAUAUGGUGAAAGAGACGGCGAAGCUGAUCAAGAAAUACUCUGACAGCCACUUCUACAUCUUCUUGGGUGGGACGGAUGAGCAGGCGCUGAAGGACUUCAAAGAUGGCAUGGGGGCGGCCCUCGUCCGCGAGAUCGACUUGGUUCCGAUCAAGACGGACGAAGAGAACAACCAAUACGCAUGGCAACAGUCCGCGUAACUCAUCGCGCCCGCGCAGGGGCGGAGUUUUCUGCAGAAAGGGUUCGCGCACUAGAGAACUAAAAAGGCACGCUCCUUUUUCCCUUUUGGAAAUAAAGACGCAACCCCAAUCCCCCGCUGCGAUCCCUACUAUCUAGCGUGAUGAUUUACUUUCUUUGUUGUGCAUAUCUACCACCACGAUGCGGUCUUCAUCGAGAAGGCGCUGACGAAUAUCCCGAAGAUGCCGAGGAAUUUGUAUUACCCCCCGAUCCCGAAGGAUAUGGAGUUCUCAGACGUUUACUUUGGCAUCUUGUUUGUAAUGCAAAUUUAGUCUGUCAUGCAAGUCGAGUCUGCAUCUUGGGCCACAGCCAACAAGUAGUCGCUUUCGCGCAGACCGGGUUUCUAAAUAAUGCAAAGAAAACAGACCACAGCCAGGUCCCCACUUUUAUCGCUCCUCCUCUUGCGUCGCCUACUCGUGAAAGGUGCUUAGCGGCUGAGAACUCCAUAUAGGAAUCAAGGCGCCACCAUGCCGGGCCGAUCGCAAACCUGCGAGCGGAAGAAGAGAAGCAGGGCUUCGUGCGGAAACAGGGCGUGAAGUCGACGUCCGUGAAGGUCGACGAUGAACAGGACGGUACUUAUUUAUAUGGAGAUAUAAUUUCAAACUCCCCUUUGGGGUUUUGCUUUCUAUAUACGGGGAUCUACUCAAGCUCCAUUUUGGUUUUGCAUUGCAAUAUAUGAAGUUCUACUUUUUCGCUUUGUAGUUCUCGCUCCUUUAUUCUAUUCGUGUUCGCCCUCACGUACAUGAGUUCAUGCGCUCCCGAUUUGAAGGGGAGUUUUUGUAGGAUUGAUUGAUGCAGCCUGAACCCCAAACACAGAUGGCUGGAAGGCCGAAAUGAAGCCGAAGCGCGUUCCGAAGGAUGAGGACAUUUGCUACCGGCGGCACAAGCCGGACAAAUUCUGGAAGCAGGUCGCAGACCUCGCUGGGUGCACUGUCGUGGUUGGCCACUACAUGGACGGCCAGCGGGCGGCCCUGUACAAAAUGGACCGGAAAAAGUACUUACUUGCGUUUUGCCCUCCUCUUUUCACUGACAGUAGCUACUUCCUUCUGUUUUUGCAGACAGACAGAGCAGUGCCAUUUUUUAUCAGACAGCCCGUUAUUGCUUCUGCAAGAAACGCCAAAUCGCUCGACAUACAGGUACUACGGCAUGGCGAUGACGGCGGCCCACAAAAGGUACCACCUGGGUCAGUUCAAGUUCCACUCUUUGCGGCUCGAGGUGACUGGAGACAUCUUCGGGCUGCACAACCUCACCGCGCUGCAGAAAGGGUACUACGAGUACUACGAGGAGAACCCGAAGAAGAGAAACCUGUACCACAUGCAAGUCGUAUUCUUAGACGAGCAGUUAACGCCGGCGCAGCUGCAGCUGAAGAAACAGGGCAAGUUGGUGACUCCGGAGACCCGGCGUGCCCCCGGAUCCGGUCCGUUUGACAGGCCGGGCAGCGAAUUCAUGCAAGCGAUUCGCAACACCAAGUCGGGCCGUGAGGGUGGGAUCAAGCGGAAGGCCGAGGAGGGUAGCACCGGGAAACCAAAAGCGAAGGCGAAAGCUGGGGCCAAGAAGACGACGCAGAUGGAUUUGUUGAGUCUGGCUGGUACUUAAGCUCCUCGCAUUACCUCCGAGCAGAAGCACUUCCUUGAAAAAUAAACAUCGCUUUAGUGCUUUAGAGCUGAAGCUGCUCCUUAUUUUGAAUUUCGACUUUAUAGCGACGACCUUAGGCGUCUAGAGUGACAGUGCGAACCUAGAGGCUUGCGCCCUGCGUGACAGGGCGCAGCUACUCAAUGAAAACGCACACGACGCGACGCUCUUCGGUCGGUUGCUUCCAUCCUUCAGCUCUUACUAUGGCCCGCACAAGCCCUGGCACCCCGGAGGCUUGAGCGGUAGCGAAAUUGUGCUCAUUCACCCACAGAAGGGCUACAGUCGUCACUCUGACUGCGUCGCGCGUAAGUAGAUAGCAGCUGCUCUGUGUUGGAUUCCUCGAUCGAGAUUCUGCUUCUCAAUAUACUCACAGGUUCCCUGAGCGGUGGUGCUAAUCAGCCGUCGACGGGCCACGAAGAAGAGGAGAAUCUUUUCCCGUCCCUGGGUGGGGCCUCUAGCUCCAGCAGCUUUGGCCCAAACUGACUUUAUUUUUUUUAUAGAAAUGAGAAGACUUCCUUCGGCAAGCAACGGCUUUCAAAAUUAGCUUCCCCGACUUUUUUUUACUUAGCAAGGCCAGGAAGGAAGUAAGUAUCUUAGACAUGGCGCGACAAGAAAAACGAGGCAAGAACUCCUUCAGUCUUUUGUUCAUAGUCGGUAUGCUAAUCUUCAGUCGCUGCCCAGUAGGAAUCCAAACGUGAAGAAGUACGAAAGAACGCGCUUUGUUCUACAGUCUUAUGAUAGGCACUACAUAUGUACGGUCGAUAAUGAAGGUUCUCAUCUCCAUUUCUGUGAAUUCCGCGCCGCGGACUGCGCAGAAAAGUGGAGCACAAAUAUAUAGAGUCACAAACCCAAAGUCGUUUUUUGACAUGCAAAAAAUCACACUUCAGUACCACACCACCACUUCUUCGCACGCUUUGUUUGGGUUUCCCUGUGCCUCGCCAGGAAAGCACAAGCAGGGCGUGGACAUCUACACUGCAACGUGCUUUCUAUCUCAGAAGUAAUUUCAUCUAGAUAAGAAAUCCAGAACUCGCGCGGAAUACUUAGUGGCACACAGGCGCGCUCGACAUUGCCACGCCGUGAUUUAUCGAGCUCGCGCAGCGAAUAUUCGGAGCGGGACACUUCAAUGGCCAUUACUUUUAUCAAUGCUUCCACCUAUAAAAAGUAAAAGACCGCGCUCGGUGGAAAUUGUAACUCUACGUUGAAAAUGAUUGAAGAGAGUGACUGUCUUCGCGUGAAAGAUGUAUUUUCAGACAGUCGAAGGUCGCCGUGUUGCAGCUUCGGAACUGCCGUGGCCUGUUCUGCCUCACUGGCGGGCGCGAGCCUCAAGGAGCUUUCCCGCGGGCAGUCUGUGCAUCCCGGGUGCCAGCACAGCCCCGCGCUUUGUGUAAGAACGAAGAGUGCGCAGCUUUAAAGCCGCGGGAUCGGUUCGUUCUUUUUUUCGAUGUAGGUAAAGAUCAUGAAGUCGUCGCGCAGGUCGUAGAGCGUCGUGGCCGAUCGUCAAGCAAGUCGCGCUAAACUCGUACGCGCAAAGAAGCUCGCGCCGAAAAGUGCGAAACCUUCGCAGGCACGGAUUCGCACCCAGAAGCCCCUUGCUCAUCGCAACAGGCCGGCAGCGGGUCCUAGAUCGUUUUCGCUGCGUUUGUGUUCUUAAGAUGCGCCGCGCUGAUUUUCGUCUGAACGAGAGAUCGCGCAAGCCUUUGAGCGAGAAAUCCUGAAGUUUUUGAGCGAGAAAUCAUGGAAGGGUGGAUCCUCACAGAGUAACCGGGUCUGCCGCUUAUUGCCUUACUCAAAGUAAACCCUGAACCCUUUGCGACCAGACGCCCACGCGGAGUACUCCCAUGAGCUAGCUGACGGCCCCCGCUGCGUGACCGGGUCCGGAGCGUGGGCAAGAGAGGCGCUGCUCCAGUGAAGUGCAACGCCCAUGACCUUUUUUUUCUUCGCUGCCCGGGUGCGCGCAGCGCGCUUCCCGGCGGCCACCACCUCCGACCGCCACGACCUACUGACCCCCGGUCACGUGGCGUCCGGCCGGCCGGACGGACGUGUCCCGCCCGGUCGCGUCUUGGCUCCUUGUUACCUUGCAAUAAUUUUUAGGGCAGGGGACCUAAGGCCCACCCAGCUGGGUGGGUCGAAGGUCCCCUGAGGACCUAAGCGGACAUUUUGUGGCCCUCUUCUAAUUCAAAUACAAAUUCUUCAUCUUCACCCACACCUUCGUGCUUUAGUUUCUGAAACUAAACUCAGCCCAUGCGGCCAAAGAAGUUGCGGCGCAGCCGCUGUUCGCGUAAAUAUUCGCCGUAGAGCCGCCCCCCACCUCUCGCACUGCCCGACGGAAUUCGGGCGAUCUUGGGCUGAGUUUUUGUCUAUUCAUGUUUGAGGCCAAUAGGCGGCUUUUGUGCUUGUGACACAUUUUCGCUGCGUGUUUUGCCGGCCUCUUUCCUAUUCUGGAGUGCUCUUCUCGUCGCGCGCUCCCUAUGGCAGGCAGAGGCGACGGCCCCGACGGGAUUCCAUCUGUCUCCCGAUAUUGAUCUAGGGCGAAAAGUGUGGUGGGGUUGUCGGUUUUUGUGGUUAGUCCUGGCUAGCGGUCCCCAAUCCUACCAGGGUGACACUCUUGGGCUCUUUCCGCAGCAGAUGAGAGGAGACUUCAUGUGGGCAGAGGCAAAGGCUUGGGCGAGAAUUGGGAUAGGAUUUUGCGUGAGUUGAAAAGAAGUUAGAAAUGAGUUGGGAAAGAGUUGAAAAUAAGUUAGAAAUGAGUUGGGAAGGAGUUGGAAAUGAGUUAGACGUACUUAGUAUCCACGUUUUGAACUCUUUCCUAACUCCUUUCCAACCCUUUCCCAACUCCUUUUUGAAAUUCAAAAGGAGGGUUGGGAUUUUGCAUGAAUUCAAAAGGAGGGUUGGGAUUUUGCAUGAAUUCAAAAGGAGGGUUGGGAUUUUGCAUGAAUUCAAAAGGAGGGUUGGGAUUUUGGGCAAAUUCAAAAGGAGGGUUGGGAUUUAGGACGAAUUCAAAACGUGGGCUGGGAAUUUGGGUGAAUUCAGAAUGAGGGUUGGACAGGCCCGCCCUGGCAAGCGGAUCUGGCCUGCAAAAUUGGCGGGCGCGCCUUCGGCGCGCGGAGGAGUUCGUCUUUGUUCCUCUUUCGUUUUGCUCCGGGAGAUGACUUGUCGCGCCGGCUUUCGGAACUCUCGAUCUGGGACCUUUCGGUGAGGGCAAUUUUUUGGGGCGGAGACUCUGCCUCGCGUCGUGUUCGACAUGUCGCGUAGUCUGUGGAAAGGAAUACUGGGCGAAGCCGCAGGAGUUUUUUUCUCCUCGAGCAGAAUAUCGAUGCUACCCACGCGCCCAGGUGUGCGCCUCCUUUGUGUUUUUCCCCGGUGUGGAUCGGGCCUUCCAUUUUUUUUUUGAUGUGGCAACGGCGCAGAAAUGACUGUCCCCGAAAAUUGCGCGGGAGCUCGCUUUUUCCGCGCUUUAAUACAUCUUUUCCGGACCCCACAUUUCCAAAAUUGAAGACUUUUGAAUUCGUUUUGAAUUAGUUUUGAAAGCAAAUUAAUGCUCGGGCGCUUCUUGAUUAAGUAAUUCAAAAUCAAAUACAAAUUCUUCAUCGUCAACGUUGCACUUGUAUCUCCAACCGUCGAUGAGCAGCGUGGAGAACAUGUUGGCCGCAGGAGCAGCAAUUCCUGCACCGUUGGCCGCAUGCAUACGGGAAGAUAUCCGCAGCAAAUUUCAUGCCUGGUUGGUGAGAGAACGCGUUGGCUCCUGCUCUGUGAAUUAUCAUUCAUCGAGCUACUAGACUUAUCCUUGUUGGCGUUCAAGAUAGGAAGAAUAAUAGGUGAACUAGUAGAACUCUAAAGAAGUUUAAGUUGCUGUAAAUUACAGCUGUAGUGAGAUGGAACAAUGACAUCAAGAAAAUAUUAUCCAUUGUGCUCUAAAUCUACGUACAACAGCACUCUCUGCGCCGACCACGUGUACAAAUUUGCGAUGCAUAGCUCAUUAGGAAAUGCAAAAGCAUCGCACUCGUAUAAAUGCAUUACAAAUUUCCUCAGCAUGAGAAAACCAAUUUGUAAUGCGGAUUUGACUUAACAAAAAGAUUUGUAAUGCAUGAUUGCACUACGAAUACGAUACAAAUUCUUCAUCUUCACCCACACCUUCGUGCUUUAGUUUCUGAAGCA